Molecule: messenger RNA, 879 nt
Organism: Engraulis encrasicolus (European anchovy)
Lineage: Eukaryota; Metazoa; Chordata; Actinopteri; Clupeiformes; Engraulidae
Product: serine/threonine-protein kinase 31-like
Exons: 8
Coding region: 202-879 (225 amino acids)
Source: RefSeq, a predicted model, not a curated record
UAAUUGUAACAUAAAUCACCAUUUAUGCACUAGUGUGCGCCUUCGGCUCUGCAACCAUCCAGCAAUACGACACUAGUGAUGCCAUGCAGCGAUUGAGUGGUGCAUGACGGGACACGUUAGGACACCAACAGGUGUUUGUGGUUUUGGGUUCGCGUGCUUGUGUUUGUGCAUGCGUGUGUGGAGGAAGCAGAAUUUCUCGCGAUGCAGUCUCCUGCGCUGGACCCCGGCCAGAUGGAGCUGGUUGCUGUUACGUACGUGAGCGAUGGCCUGACCUUCUGGGCACAGGAUGCUGAUGAUGAGGAGGUGGCAGAGAGGAUUGGAGAGCAGCUGGAGACCAUCUGCCAAACUGCCGCAGCCGCGCACACACUCUCUGCUGACAAAGUGUACGCUGCAAGGUAUGCUGAGGACCAGUGCUGGUAUCGAUGCAGAGUUAUGCACGAGAUGGAAAAGACUGUGUGCGUUCUCUUCGUUGACUAUGGUAACAGCGAGGAGGUGGAGCGCCCUCUGAUGGAGAUUCCAGAUUCACUUCAACAGCCGUCGCUCGCCAAGAGAUACCAGCUGUGGGGCAUCACACACACACAGUCGCAACAGGGUAAGGACCUCCUGAUUGACAUGAUCUGUGGUCAGCACGUGAGUGUGUGUAAGCGCUCGGUGUGUUUUGACGGAACGUUACUGGUGACGGCUCUACGGGGACAAGAGGAUGUAGGGGCGGAGCUAACCACCCUGCUGGCCAAUCAAGCACCCCCCUCUACCCUAUCGACCAAUAAAGCGGCCUCCUCAAUCCUAUCGACCAAUAAAGCGGCCUCCUCAAUCCUAUCGACCAAUCAAGCGGCCUCCUCAAUCCUAUCGGCCAAUCAAUGCCCCCCUCUACUUCACUGA